Molecule: messenger RNA, 1644 nt
Organism: Papaver somniferum (opium poppy)
Lineage: Eukaryota; Viridiplantae; Streptophyta; Magnoliopsida; Ranunculales; Papaveraceae
Product: probable 3-hydroxyisobutyrate dehydrogenase, mitochondrial
Exons: 10
Coding region: 396-1460 (354 amino acids)
Biological process (GO): L-valine catabolic process
Molecular function (GO): NAD binding; NADP binding; 3-hydroxyisobutyrate dehydrogenase activity
Source: RefSeq, a predicted model, not a curated record
CAGCCAUGUCAUAAUCUUUUUUAUGGCUUUGCUCUUGACCCUUGCACCAAAGAUGAAAAAUUAGCGGAGAAAAAUCUUGAAUCCUAGAUUUCAUGCUAUUUUAAGACCUCUAAUCGGAGAUGCUCUUAUACUCCAAGUAGGAAAUAUUGGGAGUUGUAUUUUUUCUUUUUGAAGCAAAGUAAAGUCGGAUUCUUCAGUUUGGAUAUACAUCGUACUCAUACGUGGAUACACGCCUCCAUUAUUUGUAUCUAUUCAAAUUUCAGUCUGUUUGCUUAAAUUGUGUUAGUCCUGGGACUCUUAGCUCACAAGCUAGUUUAGCAAGAACCAAAAAAAAAAAAAAAAAAAAAAAAAAACAAAGAAAAAAAAAAAAAGAUUUAGUUCAAGAUCAAUCAGUUAUGGCGAUUUCUAGAGCUUUAAAAGUAGGAUUUACCAAUUUAAAAUCCAAAUUCCUACUUCCACCACCAUCAUCAUCAUCAUAUUUAUACAGGUUCUUUUCAGAUUCCAAUGUCCCAAUUGAGAAAGAGAAGGUUGGAUUUAUAGGACUUGGAAAUAUGGGAUUUCAUAUGGUCAAUAAUCUCAUUUCCUCUGGAUUAUAUCAUGUCUCUGUCCAUGACAAAAAUUUGGAUGCAAUGAAGAAGUUUUCAGAGAGAGGGAUAGCUACUAAAGGAACCCCUUUUGAAGUUGCACAAACAAGUGAUAUUGUUAUUACCAUGCUGCCUUCAUCCUCCAAUGUUAUGGAGGUUUACACUGGACCAAAUGGUUUGCUUCAAGGUGGGGAGGAUCCCGUAAGACCUUGGUUAUUCAUAGAUUCAUCUACAAUUGAUCCUCAGACGUCAAGAAGGCUUUCUGCAACCGUAUCUAACUGUGCCCUAAAAGAGAAGAAAGGUUUCAGGAACACCUCUGUCAUGUUAGAUGCUCCAGUUUCUGGAGGUGUUCUUGGUGCAGAGGCUAGGAGCCUUACUUUCAUGGUUGGCGGGUCAGAGGAUGCUUAUUUGUCAGCAAGCCCUUUAUUUUUAUCCAUGGGAAAGAACACAAUUUAUUGUGGUGGGGCUGGAAAUGGCUCUGCUGCAAAGAUAUGUAAUAACUUGGCAAUGGCUGUCAGUAUGCUCGGAGUGUCAGAAGCCUUGGCUCUUGGUCAAUCACUAGGAAUUACUGCAAGUACGUUAACCAAGAUAUUUAAUUCUUCCAGUGCUCGUUGUUGGAGUAGUGACAGUUACAACCCAGUGCCUGGAGUAAUGGAAGGAGUGCCCUCUUCAAAGAAUUAUGAUGGUGGAUUUUCGUCCAACCUUAUGGCCAAAGACUUGAAACUUGCCUCAGCAUCAGCGGAAGAUAUUGGUCUCAAAUGCCCAUUGACAUCUCAAGCAAAAGAGAUAUACGUCAAGUUGUGCGAGGAAGGUCAUGGAAGCAAGGACUUCUCCUGUGUUUUUCGCCAUUACUUCUCUGGUUCUGAUGAAUGUUAGUUCGGUAUUCUACCAGUGAAGAACAACCAUUGCAACACUGUACAGUUCUGGCUAAAUGAUGUUAAAAUAUGUAAUAGAAAACGAAACAUAGUUUCUCUGGAACUUAAGAUAACUAGAGAAGCACUUCCUAGUAACUUGUAAUUUAUAAUGUAUUCGAAGUUAUAUUGAAACAGCAAUUUCCGCA